AUGGUCGCUGGACAACACGCCGAAUCGGAUCUCCGAAAACGUGUCGAAUCAGAGAUGCCACGGCACCAACAAAAUCUUGUGGAUACGUGUCUCGAAGAGGGUCAAUACCAAUCAGCUAUCCAUGUUCUCAAUGAAUUACGAUCCCCGUUUCACCGACCCUCCGCAUCACACAUUCGGCAACUGCUCUACAUGGCGUUGUAUACCUCACUUGACACCCUCAACACAAACUCCUCAGCAUCACCCAGCAAGAGGCAGAAGAAAGCGCAUCUCUUGCCAACACCUGAUGCUACCGCGGCGGCUCAGGAACUGCUUGUCUCAUUCGCCAUGACGAACUCCCCACAUUCUGUCAUGCGAGCAUUGCGUCCCGCUGAUCAGCGCGAAUCGCUCAAUGCGGACGAAGCCGACUGCUUCGUUGCCGCGCAGUCCUUGUGCAUCAGUCGUUCCAAGCACUGCUGGGAGAUACUUUCUCGGGGAUUCCUCGCCGAUCAGCGCGUUUCGGAAGCUCUGACGCGGAGAGGGAGAUCUCGGGCCACUAGUGGAUCAACCGGGGACUCGUUGCGAUCCGAAGUUGUGGGAGAAAAUGCGUGGCCUGUUCUCCAUUGGCUAUUGAUUAUAUUCAAGCGUGAUGAAGAAGAGAAUGAACUGCGACCCCGACAUUCUAUACUUCUUCUUGAACAGCUAGGGACGCCAACCCGUAGAGACACUGAUGCUGUUCUCGAUGUCAUGCUGUUCUGUCUAGAGCAGUCCGACAAUGCCCGCUGUAUGAUGGGCUUGGAGUUGAUGAGUUUGCUGAUUAAUCUGUCGGCGACCAGCCAUCUGGACUUCCCGCUGCUUGUUGCAGGGAUAUUCAAUCGUCUAUCGGGCACUUUCUCAGUCGAACAAAUCAGUUCUAUUUUGAGCGGACUUGCGUCGUCGCCGGCUGUUAACAAGUUCAAGGUCGCGUUUUACCAAAAGUAUCUCGACGACAGUGCCGUCCAUGCGAGACCUGUCGCCCGGCCUCGGCCCCUGGCACGGGCGAAUGGCAAGGCGCCACCAGUCACAGCGCAGGAACCCGCCACUCCCGCAGUUGCCUCGCUGGCGAACAAAUUCCGGGGGCCUCCUGCCUCUGACAUCAUGCGGCUGAUGCAGACAUCGACCUCGUCGCCUGGUGUCUCUCCGCUCAGAAUCAAGUUUGAGAUGCUGCAGUCUUACCACGCAUGGCAAACACAGCUUCCGCAGGUGGAUCGGGAUGCUGAAUGGGCCGUCUUGCUUGAGAACGGCCGCGUGUCAGAGACGCUAGAUGCUGUGUUUGGCAGCAGCGGACAAGCUACUGGAGAAGGCGGAGACUACCGAGAUCUGUUGGACAUUAUAUUAAAAGGAUACUCAUGA
Molecule: messenger RNA, 1368 nt
Organism: Mycena citricolor
Lineage: Eukaryota; Fungi; Basidiomycota; Agaricomycetes; Agaricales; Mycenaceae
Source: the annotation of a GenBank genome assembly